Episyrphus balteatus (marmalade hoverfly) is the source of this 1897-nucleotide messenger RNA. It is a transcript of the gene eEF1alpha1, whose product is annotated as elongation factor 1-alpha 1. The record is from RefSeq and is a predicted model, not a curated record. Lineage: Eukaryota; Metazoa; Arthropoda; Insecta; Diptera; Syrphidae. Bases 162 to 1553 code for a protein of 463 amino acids. The transcript has 3 exons. Gene Ontology annotation, biological process: translation; translational elongation. Gene Ontology annotation, molecular function: GTP binding; GTPase activity; translation elongation factor activity.
CUGCGAACAUGACAAAAAAACGUGGCAUCCGCUAGACCAUCAUCGAUAUAGGUAUAUCGUCCAGCAACAACGGAUUUCUCGUUCACUUUGUUCGGGUCUGUUGCCGAAAUAGCAUAGCCUUUUGAUUUUCUUUCAUUCAAUUGCAAUAAAUCUAAUCCAACAUGGGUAAAGAAAAGGUUCAUAUUAACAUCGUCGUCAUUGGACACGUCGAUUCUGGUAAAUCCACCACCACCGGUCAUUUGAUCUACAAGUGCGGUGGUAUCGACAAACGUACCAUUGAAAAAUUCGAGAAGGAAGCCCAAGAAAUGGGCAAAGGUUCCUUCAAAUACGCAUGGGUGUUGGACAAAUUGAAGGCUGAACGUGAGCGUGGUAUCACCAUUGAUAUUGCCUUAUGGAAAUUCGAAACAGCUAAGUACUAUGUUACCAUCAUCGAUGCCCCUGGCCAUCGUGAUUUCAUCAAGAACAUGAUUACUGGUACUUCACAAGCUGAUUGCGCUGUGUUGAUUGUUGCCGCUGGUACUGGUGAAUUCGAAGCCGGUAUCUCAAAGAACGGUCAGACCCGUGAACACGCUCUUCUUGCUUUCACCUUGGGUGUCAAGCAAUUGAUUGUUGGUGUUAACAAGAUGGAUUCAUCUGAGCCACCAUACAGCGAGAACCGUUAUGAGGAAAUCAAGAAGGAAGUCUCCUCAUACAUCAAGAAGAUUGGUUACAAUCCAGCUGCUGUUGCAUUCGUACCAAUUUCUGGAUGGCACGGUGAUAACAUGUUGGAACCAUCAUCCAACAUGCCAUGGUUCAAGGGAUGGAAGGUUGAACGCAAGGAAGGAAAUGCUGAAGGCAAGUGCUUGAUUGAAGCUUUGGAUGCUAUCCUUCCCCCAUCCCGCCCAACAGACAAGGCUCUCCGUCUGCCACUCCAGGAUGUCUACAAAAUCGGUGGUAUUGGAACAGUACCAGUCGGUCGUGUUGAAACCGGUGUCUUGAAGCCAGGUUGUGUUGUUGUUUUCGCCCCAGCUAACAUCACCACUGAAGUUAAGUCCGUUGAAAUGCAUCACGAAGCUUUAGUCGAAGCUGUUCCCGGAGACAAUGUUGGUUUCAACGUUAAGAACGUCUCAGUCAAGGAAUUGCGUCGUGGUUACGUCGCUGGUGACUCCAAGAGCAACCCACCCAAGGGAGCUGCUGACUUCACCGCUCAGGUCAUCGUGUUGAACCACCCUGGCCAGAUCUCGAACGGUUACACUCCAGUGUUGGAUUGCCACACCGCUCACAUUGCUUGCAAAUUCGCCGAAAUCAAGGAGAAGGUCGAUCGUCGUUCUGGUAAGACCACCGAAGCCAACCCCAAGGCCAUCAAGUCUGGUGAUGCCGCCAUCGUUACAUUGGUGCCAAGCAAGCCAUUGUGCGUUGAAUCUUUCUCUGAAUUCCCACCUUUGGGACGUUUUGCCGUACGUGAUAUGAGGCAAACUGUUGCCGUCGGUGUCAUUAAGUCUGUGAACUUCAAGGAUGCCAGCGGUGGCAAGGUGACCAAGGCCGCCGAAAAGGCUGUCAAGGGCAAGAAAUAGCUGCAAUUAAUGCAGAUAUUUCAGCAGCAUCAUAACGAAUGCACCAAUUACUCAACCAACACCAACAAUAUGAGCGAUGCAGCUAACAGCAAUAACAACAGCGAUAGCAGCAGCGCAACAACAACAACACUAGCAGCAACAACAACACUGAAAAAAAUAUUUGAUAGAAAAUAUCAUUGCUUCCAUCGUAAAGAGUUUCGCAGGAAAGGAGGAGACGGGUCUCCGUAUUCAUUCCAUCUACUACUACUACAUUUAAAAAUAACUAUUUAAAAAAACUAUUUUUUACUCAUUUAUUUUUUUUUUUAUAAAGAGAAAAAUACAACAAACAUUACCCACAAACACUA